Messenger RNA from Penaeus vannamei (Pacific white shrimp), 639 nucleotides. The record is from RefSeq and is a predicted model, not a curated record. Lineage: Eukaryota; Metazoa; Arthropoda; Malacostraca; Decapoda; Penaeidae.
AUGAAGGACAAAAUAUUAAUGAACAAAAUUGCUCUUCCACUGGAGGACUUUAUCUCAAUCUUUGGCGUGGACAUAGACAAUGACCUUAGAUUUAAAAGACACGUCACUAGGAUCUACAAAACAGUUCCUUUGAAGGGAAUUCUCACGCUAUACAAGUCCCAGAUCAGACCACAUCAAGAAUAUGCCUCUUUGCCCUGGUCUUCUACUGCGCUCACCAGCCUCAACAGGAUGGAUAAGAUAGAAAAACGAGCUCUAAGGCUUAUCCAAGAAGCUAACAAUUCUUGCCACAUCGACUCGCUGGAACAUCGUCGCGACGUCGAGGCUCUCACGGUGCUCCACAAGGCUCAGGUGCAGCAGGUGCCUCAUCUAUCCAGCCUCCGUCUCCCACCGCACGGCCGAGAGAGAAGUACGAGGACGGUACACUCUAGUCGGCUCCUGGUGGAGGUUCCGAGGUCGAGGUCUAGCCAGCAUCAGCGGACCUUCUCAGUCAGAGCAGCACGACUGUGGAAUGAAGUCACAUCCACCACCGACGUCGCCGAAAUGACCACACAGCAAGUCAAGACAACGGAGCACCGAUGGCGGUCGAGCACAUCUCGCGAGGGCGGCGGACGCGGCCUCGCUACGGGCCUGGUAUCUUAA